CGGGGCGGGCGCGGCGCGGCGCGGGGCGCCUGGAAGGGCACCCGCGAGGGGCGCGGGCGCAGCCGGAAGCUGGGGCGGGGCGCCCGCGCGGGAUGCGGUGAAGGGCGAGCGGCGCGGCAGCGGCGAUGAGUGCCUCGGCGGCCACGGGGGUCUUCGUGCUGUCCCUCUCGGCCAUCCCAGUCACCUAUGUCUUCAACCACCUGGCUGCCCAACACGAUUCCUGGACAAUUGUGGGGGCUGCUGCCGUAGUCCUGCUCCUGGUGGCCCUGCUGGCUCGUGUCCUGGUCAAAAGAAAACCCCCUCGGGACCCACUGUUCUAUGUGUACGCGGUGUUCGGAUUUACCAGCGUCGUAAACCUCAUCAUAGGACUGGAGCAAGAUGGGAUCAUCGACGGGUUCAUGACGCAUUACCUGAGAGAGGGUGAACCGUAUCUGAACACGGCCUAUGGACAUAUGAUCUGCUACUGGGACGGCUCUGCUCAUUAUCUGAUGUAUCUGGUGAUGGUGGCAGCCAUAGCCUGGGAGGAAAGUUAUAGAACCAUUGGCCUAUAUUGGGUCGGAUCUAUUAUUAUGAGCAUUGUUGUUUUUGUGCCAGGAAACAUUGUAGGGAAGUAUGGAACACGUAUUUGCCCUGCCUUUUUCUUAAGCAUACCAUAUACUUGUCUUCCUGUCUGGGCUGGUUUCAGAAUCUAUAAUCAGCCAUCAGAAAAUUAUAAUUAUCCCUCAAAGGUCAUUCAAGAGGUCCAAGCAAAAGACCUGCUGAGAAGACCUUUUGAUUUAAUGUUGGUUUUGUGUCUCCUUCUGGCGACUGGAUUUUGCGUGUUUAGAGGCUUGAUUGCCUUGGAUUGCCCAGCUGAGCUCUGCCGAUUAUAUACACAAUUUCAGGAGCCGUACCUAAAGGAUCCUGCUGCUUAUCCUAAAAUCCAGAUGCUGGCGUAUCUGUUCUAUUCCGUCCCUUACUUUGUGAUCGCGCUUUAUGGCUUGGUGGUUCCCGGAUGCUUCUGGAUGCCCGAUAUAACCCUGAUACAUGCUGGAGGUCUAGCUCAGGCUCAGUUUUCUCACAUCGGUGCUUCUCUUCAUGCUAGAACUGCUUAUGUCUACAGAGUCCCUGAAGAAGCGAAAAUCAUUUUUUUAGCCUUGAACAUAGCAUAUGGAGUUCUUCCCCAGCUCCUGGCCUAUCGCUGUAUCUACAGACCCGAAUUCUUCAUAAAAACAAAGGCAGAUGAAAAAGUUGAAUAAAAACAUUGUUUUAUGUUCUUUCUCUCCAGAUGACUGACUUUUGCUAUCUUGGUACCUAUAUGUGGUCCCAUUCUUCUCGUACAGGAACAUUUAUGAAUAUAUCAAUUCUUGCUCUGUACUCUGUACCAUAGGAAUUAUGUGGGUAAAUCUUUUUUUGAAGGAAAGUUGAAGUUAUUCAGAAAGUCUGUUUAAAGAGAUACAUUUCAAGGUAUUUGUGAAUAAACAACCACCUAUCUCAAUAUUCUGUUUGCAUAUAUUAAAUAUAAGUGUGAAAAAUUACAAUUUAGCUCCUCUAAUAAUGAACAUGAAAAGGAAACUAUUUGAAAGUGAAAAUGGCCUAUGCAUAUUAAAAAUUUCAAACCAGCAAAUACAGAUUGGAGAAAUAUUUUUGCAUAUAAGAUGUAUAUGCUUUAUGAUCAACCUCAUUAUAAAAGACAAAUUAUCCGAACAUUUAAAAAUGUUGUUUGAAAAGUGUUUUCCCAAGGAAAGUGAAUUAUUCACUGUUGUUUCAAAAACUGCUUUCACUGAAAAUUUUUUUUUUUCCAUUUCACUGAAAUUUUUUAUUGAGUAUAAACAGCUAAGAAGGGAUCUAUAACUUUAUUAUUACCUUUAUUUUACUGGUGACUGGAAAUAUUUCUAUUGUGUUUCUGUGUAUAUUUUUAAUAAAUUAUUUUUAGCCUUUUAUGAAGACAAAUCUUAUUAAAUUUGAAACAUUUUGUGUAUUUUCUUUUUCAGAAAAAGUUCUGUGGUCUUUAGCUUUUCUGUUUUGAAAAUCUGUCAGUUAUAUGUUCCAAUUCGAAAUGUCAUCUACGUUCUCCUUAUGUUUUAGUGUGAGUGAUGAAGAGGACUUUUGAUGAAUUAAUUAAAUUUCCUUGAUUUUAAAUUAAAAUAUUCAAAAUUAAAAGGUACCUUGUAAGGACAAAGAACUGGAUUGGCAUUCCUACUGUCUUUUAAAUGAACUGUUCAUCAUGUGGAAGCGUGAGUCGAGUAUAAUAGAGGAAAAUCAGUAUUUGCUAAAUGAGAGAAACAAACCCAAAACACAGCCGCCUCCUCAGUGCCCAGGAGUGGUAAGUGGAUCCAUACUCUUAUGCCCUCAGGUGCCAUCAUCACCACUCCCAUCAUCACCAGCAUCAUCACUAAUAGCCCUAAGCUUUCAGAGCUACUCACAUUUUUUCUUUCAUGCUAUUUACUAGCUCGUCACCAAAAUAAGAAAACCUAAAAGAAAACGGGGUCUAGAUCAGUGCAUGGAUAAUGUCCAGUGUGAAUUUAGGGGUCCACUGAACUGGUAAGUAACAUAGAUAUGCAAGCAGUCAUGUAGCCAGUUCCUCUCCCUACCCCCCAGUGUUAAAAAAAAACAAAUACAAGCCCUAAAACCCAGAGUGUUUUAAAAAAAGAAAAAGCCUCACCUGCACUUGAUUCUCUUAUCAGCUUGCUGUUAACAAUUUUUGCUUUAAUAUAUGAAUUACAUUAAUACCUCACAUUACAUAUACGAAGCCAAAUUACACUAACUUAGUUGUUUACAACCUCAACUCUUACUCCCAGUACACAUUCCAAUAAAUUUAUUCUGUAAAAACAAUACAUUUUUUUGUUUUUGAUUUUUUUUUUACAGUAAACUUUUCAACUACAAACCUCGAAUACGCGAAAGAUGUUCCAAGGACAAGCAUAACAGGAUUGAUAAAACCCAAACUGACUAAAUGUGUUCUCACAAUAUAAGUUGGCAUAAAAAUAAAUAAAAUUUUCUAUUA
Messenger RNA from Cervus elaphus (red deer), 2983 nucleotides. It is a transcript of the gene TM6SF1, whose product is annotated as transmembrane 6 superfamily member 1. The coding region runs from base 126 to 1238 and encodes 370 amino acids. Lineage: Eukaryota; Metazoa; Chordata; Mammalia; Artiodactyla; Cervidae. Gene Ontology annotation, cellular component: lysosomal membrane. The record is from RefSeq and is a predicted model, not a curated record. The transcript has 10 exons.